GUUUGCGAGGAAACCAAUUGCGAAGAAGUGGUAUUUCCGGUUGCGAUGAAUUUUUUGGACCGCUUUUUGGUCGGCACUGAUAUACGCAAAAAUCAGUUACAAUUGGUUGGUGUGGUCUGUCUUCUCAUAGCAUCUAAACUAAGACAGUGUCAGAUACUGGACCCUCACGUCUUGAGUUAUUUUACUGAUUAUUCAGUGAGUGUUGAAGAGAUUAUUGGUUGGGAGUUAUUAGUGCUAAGAAGACUACAAUGGGAUGUAUCAACAGUUGUGGCCACUGAUUAUUUGGACCAUUUGUUAGUCAGAAUCCCAGAAAUUAGUCCAAAACAGAGCAAUAAUUCACACGAAUAUAUGGAAUCAUUAAUCAGAAGACAUUCCUCUACUUUUAUCGCUCUUUGCACUACUGAUAUUUAG
This is a messenger RNA of Medioppia subpectinata, 411 nucleotides long. NCBI's taxonomy places the organism in Eukaryota, Metazoa, Arthropoda, Arachnida, Sarcoptiformes, Oppiidae. The record is from the annotation of a GenBank genome assembly.